Molecule: messenger RNA, 1740 nt
Organism: Penicillium roqueforti
Lineage: Eukaryota; Fungi; Ascomycota; Eurotiomycetes; Eurotiales; Aspergillaceae
Exons: 2
Coding region: 1-1740 (579 amino acids)
Biological process (GO): intracellular signal transduction; protein phosphorylation
Cellular component (GO): cytoplasm
Molecular function (GO): protein serine/threonine kinase activity; ATP binding
Source: RefSeq, a predicted model, not a curated record
AUGGCACUCAAUUCCAAGUCUAAACGGAAGCUUGGCCAGACAGGCCAAAGUGAGGACACUGAGGAGCCCAGAGAGGAUGAAGUGGCUACGUUGCCUUUGACUGAAGUUGAUCCUAGAUCGACGGUUGGUCCCAUCUCGACAGAGGCUGGCCCUAGCUCAACGAGAGUUCAUCCCAGCUUGACAGAACCAACCCAGACAUUCUCGCCUCCUUAUCCUUAUCUAGAAACAAGCCGAAACCAAUCCAUGGACUUGGAUUUCAGCAUGCUACGUCUGGACUCGAUCACGUCCAACGAACCGACAGCUAGAAUUAUUCUAUAUCCCAGGGUCAUUGAGCUCGAUAUAUCUCCCUACAAAGGAGCCGGGCGCUAUGACAACUGGGUCGAAGUCCAACUGGGUGACUGUCCAGAGAAAAGCGAGUCAGCCAGGGUCCUCGUUGUGGCUCCGAACGCCGAGCAAGUCGGGUGCACCCUUACCCAUCAUGAUAUGAGAUUUCACUUGUACUUGGAUCCAGGCGAGGAUCGUCUCAUUCUCCACAAUGCCUGUCCUUUCGAAACCCUCGACGUGCGGCUUGAUAAGGAAUCUAUGAAAGUUUUGCCGAGAGACCCUGCCUUUUUAUACAAAGGUUCCUGUGCUAUCGAGAUCAAUGGCAUAACUCUCGUCGAAUUCCAGAUACUCCCGCGGACUUCAUGGGAGAUAACUGCUAAAACGGCCACUAAACGACCUGCGCCAGGAUCCGACUUUCCACCGUCAAAGAGGGUGAAAUCGAGAGAAUCCACAUACCGAGCGAUUGAGCCUUCGCGUGGUAUGCAGGGUGUUUCAGCUGGUAACGCACUUGUGAAGCUUGCAAAAGGCGAUACUAUGUUUGUCGGAGCUGGCGACGAAGGGUAUCGGCUCACGCGAUGCAGGACUAUUGUAGAGCAGGCAAAUUCGUCUGUAUGGCAGGCAGAGCACUCGGGUAUGCCAGGCAAGCUCAUGGUUGUCAAAGUAAUCAAAACCACCGGCAGAAACGAGAGGGACGCAAUCCGGGCUGCUGAAUCUUGGAUACAUGAAUCGGCGAUCCACUCUUCUCUCAAAAGUCAUUCGGCUAUACUUCGCAUGCUCGGAUCUGACGCCCGGUUCCACAGUAUAUAUACUGAGCACGUCGAAGCCGAAUCACUCUGGUGUCAGCGGCAUCAAGCCAGUGGCAUUUUCAUCGGAGAUUCCUCAGAUGCGCAGAAGAUCCUGGCUGAUAUGGCCUCGGCACUUACUUUUAUCCAUGGCAAUAAAAUUGUUCACAACGAUGUUAAGCCAGGCAAUAUCCUCUACAGCCCUGAUCGGGGUGCCAUUUUGAUCGAUUUCGGCCUCAGCUUCUGGGAUGGCAAUCCUUCGCCCGGUGGUGGCUCGCCGUGGUAUCUGCCACCAGAGUUUUUGCUAGACUGGAAGCUACGUGGACCGCCAUCCGACAUGUGGGCCUUGGGUAUUGUCAUACUCUGGCUAUUAGGCCACAUUCCCUUGCCUGAGAAAACACCGCAUUGGUUGAUUACGAACAUACAUCAGUCACCCCAUAUGAAAGCUGUCGAUACGAUGCUCCAGUGGAUUGACCUGGUCAAGGCUGCUCGGCUAAAGCUAGAUCAGCAAGAUGAGUCGCUUAGUUAUAUCGUUCAAGAUCUACUGGACCCGGACAUGGAUGAGCGGAUUGAUGCCGCAACACUGAAUAAGCUGAUGACGGAGAAAGGUCUACCUCAAGAUGGGAACGUUUGA